AGAGACUUCUCAGGUGUGGUGUUAGUUCUGGACUGCUCAGAGAAGUCACAUAAUGAAAGGGGUUGUGCUGUGUGUGGUGUUACUGAGUGUAUACUGCAGUGAUGUGCAGGGGAAGCAGUGUAACAUGACUGGUGUAUGGUCGAAUACACUGGGGUCAGUGCUCACACUUCAUAUGGAUGGUCCUCAUCUUGGUGGUUCUCUGCACUCUUUUGUGAAGCUCUCUCAAGGGGGUGCAGGUGAUAAGACCGGAAAGCUGAUUGGAGAACUGAUUGGAGUUGUUGGGAAAGGGAAAGAGCCAACAUUUAGCCUGUCUAUAAGCUGGAAAGGAGGAGAAACUGUCACUGCAUGGGUUGGCCAGUGCUUCGUAAAUGCUCCUUGCCCUUAUCUUCACUCAAUGUGGCUACUAAGAUCGCAAAGUACAGAGGAAGAGGACUGGAAAGCUACCAGGAUUGGCGGAGACUACUUUUAUCCUACAAAUUGUGAUGUAAAUGAACUGCCAUAAAAUAAAUAUUGUGAUGAAAUGGA
This is a messenger RNA of Rana temporaria (common frog), 525 nucleotides long. RefSeq names its product avidin-related protein 4/5-like. The record is from RefSeq and is a predicted model, not a curated record. Lineage: Eukaryota; Metazoa; Chordata; Amphibia; Anura; Ranidae. Gene Ontology annotation, molecular function: biotin binding. Bases 53 to 502 code for a protein of 149 amino acids. The transcript is spliced from 4 exons.